This is a messenger RNA of Porites lobata, 3056 nucleotides long. NCBI's taxonomy places the organism in Eukaryota, Metazoa, Cnidaria, Anthozoa, Scleractinia, Poritidae. The record is from the annotation of a GenBank genome assembly.
GUGGGGGAACACAUAUCACUAGGGAUAUGUGUUUCUCAGGUGGGGGAACACAUAUCACUAGGGAUAUGUGUUUCCCAGGUGGGGGAACACAUAUCACUAGGGAUAUGUGUUUCCCAGGUGGGGGAACACAUAUCACUAGGGAUAUGUGUUUCCCAGGUGGGGGAACACAUAUCACUAGGGAUAUGUGUUUCCCAGGUGGGGGAACACAUAUCACUAGGGCUAUGUGUUUCCCAGGUAAGGGGAAACAUAUCACUAGGGAUACGUGUUUCCCAGGUGCGGAAACACAUAUUACUAGGGAUAUGUGUUUCCCAGGUGGGGGAACACAUAUCACUAGGGAUAUGUGUUUCCCAGGUGGGGGAACACAUAUCACUAGGGAUAUGUGUUUCCCAGGGGAAACUCAUAUCACUAGGGAUAUGUGUUUCCCAGGUGGGGAAACACAUAUCACUAGGGAUAUGUGUUUCCCAGGUGGGGGAACACAUAUCACUAGGGAUAUGUGUUUCCCAGGUGGGGGAACACAUAUCACUAGGGAUAUGUGUUUCCCAGGUGGGGGAACACAUAUCACUAGGGAUAUGUGUUUCCCAGGUAGGGGAACACAUAUCACUAGGGAUAUGUGUUUCCCAGGUAGGGGAACAAAAAUCACUGGGGAUAUGUGUUUCCCAGGUGGGGGAACACAUAUCAUUAGGGAUAUGUGUUUCCCAGGUGGGGAACACAUAUCAUUAGGGAUAUGUGUUUCCCAGGUGGGGAACACAUAUCACUAGGGAUAUGUGUUUCCCAGGUGGGGAACACAUAUCACUAGGGAUAUGUGUUUCCCAGGUGGGGGAACACAUAUAACUAGGGAUAUGUGUUUCCCAGGUGGGGAACACACAUAUCACUAGGAUAUGUGUUCCCAGGUGGGGAACACAUAUCACUAGGGAUAUGUGUUUCCCAGGUGGGGGAACACAUAUCACUAGGGAUAUGUGUUUCCCAGGUGGGGAACAUAUCACUAGGGAUAUGUGUUUCCCAGGUGGGGGAACACAUUUAACUAGGGAUAUGUGUUUCCCAUGUGGGGGAACACAUAUCACUAGGAAUAUGUGUUUCCCAGGUGGGGGAACACAUAUCACGAGGGAUAUGGGUUUCCCAUGUGGGGGAACACAUAUCGCUAGGGAUAUGUGUGUCCCAUGUGGGGAAGACAUAUUACGAGGAAUAUGUGUGUCCCAUGUGGGAGAACACAUAUCACUAGGGAUUUGUGUUUCCCAGGUGAGGGAACACAUAUCACUAGGGAUAUGUGUUUCCCAUGUGGGGAAACACAUAUCGCUAGGGAUAUGUGUCACUAGGGAUAUAUGUUUCCCACUAGGGAUAUGUGUUUCCCAGGUGGGGGAACACAUAUCACUAGGGAUAUGUGUUUCCCAGGUGGGGGAACACAUAUCACUAGGGAUAUGUGUUUCCCAGGUGGGGGAACACAUAUCACUAGGGAUAUGUGUUUCCCAGGUGGGGGAACACAUAUCACUAGGGAUAUGUGUUUCCCAGGUGGGGGAACACAUAUCACUAGGGAUAUGUGUUUCCCAGGUGGGGGAACACAUAUCACUAGGGAUAUGUGUUUCCCAGGUGGGGGAACACAUAUCACUAGGGAUAUGUGUUUCCCAGGUGGGGGAACACAUAUCACUAGGGAUAUGUGUUUCCCAGGUGGGGGAACACAUAUCACUAGGGAUAUGUGUUUCCCAGGUGGGGGAACACAUAUCACUAGGGGAUGUGUUUUUCCAGGUAGGGGAACACAUGUCACUAGGGAUAUGUUUCCCAGGUUGGGGAACACAUAUCACUAGGGAUAUGUGUUUCCCAGGUUGGGGAACACACAUCACUAGGGAUAUGGUAGGGAACACAUAUCACUAUGGAUAUGUGUUUUCCAGGUAGGAGAACAUAUAUCACUAGGGAUAUGUGUUUCCCAGGUAGGGAACACAUGUCACUAGGGAUAUGUGUUUCCCAGGUGGGGGAACACAUAUCACUAGGGAUAUGUGUUUCCCAGGUGGGGAAACACAUAUCACUUAAUAGGGAUAUGUGUUUCCCAGGUAGGGGAACAUAUGUCACUAGGGAUAUGUGUUUCCCAGGUUGGGGAACACAUAUCACUAGGGAUAUGUGUUUCCCAGGGGAAACACAUAUCACUAGGGUGUUUCCCAGGUGGGGAACAUAUCACUAGGGAUAUGUGUUUCCCAGGUGGGGAACACAAUAUCACUAGGGAUAUGUGUUUCCCAGGUGGGGAAACACAUAUCACUAGGGAUAUGUGUUUUCCCAGGUGGGGAAUGCAUAUCACUAGGGAUAUGUGUUUUCCAGGUGGGGGAACCCACUAAGGAUAUGUGGGAGGAACACAUAUCACUAGGGAUAUGUGUUUUGGGGGAACACCACUAGGGAUAUGUGGGGAACACACAUCACUAGGGAUAUGUGUUUCCCAGGUGGGAGAAUACAUCUCACUAGAGAUAUGUGUUUCCCAGGUGGGGGAAUGCAAAUCACUAGGGAUAUGUGUUUCCCAGGUGGGGGAAUGCAAAUCACUAGGGAUAUGUGUUUCCCAGGUGGGGGAACACAUAUCACUAGGGAUAUGUGUUUCCCAGGUGGGGGAACACAUAUCACUAGGAAUAUGUGUUUCCCAGGUGGGGGAACACAUAUCACUAGGGAUAUGUGUUUCCCAGGUGGGGGAACACAUAUCACUAGGGAUAUGUGUUUCCCAGGUGGGGGAACACAUAUCACUAGGGAUAUGUGUUUCCCAGGUAGGGGAAUGCAUAUCGCUAGGGAUAUGUGUUUCCCAAGUGGGGGAACACAUAUCACUAGGAAUAUGUGUUUCCCAGGUGGGAGAAUACAUCUCACUAGAGAUAUGUGUUUCCCAGGUGGGGGAAUGCAAAUCACUAGGGAUAUGUGUUUUCCAGGUGGGGGAACACAUAUCACUAAGGAUAUGUAGUUCCCAGGUGAGGGAACAGAUAUCAGUAAGGAUAUGUGUUUCGCAAGUAAGGGAACACAUAUCACUAGGGAUAUGUGUUUCCCAGGUGGGGGAACACAUAUCACUUGGGAUAUGUGUUUCCCAGGGUGGGUAA